This is a messenger RNA of Plenodomus lingam JN3, 192 nucleotides long. NCBI's taxonomy places the organism in Eukaryota, Fungi, Ascomycota, Dothideomycetes, Pleosporales, Leptosphaeriaceae. The record is from RefSeq and is a predicted model, not a curated record.
AUGUCUCACCAACUACUCGGCUGCAAGAGUCAUCUACAGCACCUUGCUGAAGACGACCAAGAAGGACCUCUUCAAGGAUGUCCUGGCAGCGACAACGGACCCCAGCAUCCGCUAUGCUGCCUAUCAGAGCCGCAUCCCCCGCACCGUUGGAGUCCCCUCUGUCGCCAUCAAAUUCUUCCCCAGAGACGAUGA